AUGAAUUUAGAUAAUAGUAGUAAUAAUAAUAAUAAUAAAGAUGGAGUUUGCAGUUUUUCCUCCUCUUCAUCAAAUAAUCAAUCAACCAUAAAUGAAGAUUUAAGUAAAAAAAAAUGUGUUCCAUGCGAAGGUGAUAUACCACCAUUGGAUGAAAAAUCAAAGAAAACUUAUUUAGAAAAAGUUCAUAAAGGUAACUAUUAA
This is a messenger RNA of Dictyostelium purpureum, 201 nucleotides long. RefSeq lists its product as uncharacterized. NCBI's taxonomy places the organism in Eukaryota, Evosea, Eumycetozoa, Dictyosteliales, Dictyosteliaceae. The coding region runs from base 1 to 201 and encodes 66 amino acids. The record is from RefSeq and is a predicted model, not a curated record. The transcript has 2 exons.